Molecule: messenger RNA, 1145 nt
Organism: Ananas comosus (pineapple)
Lineage: Eukaryota; Viridiplantae; Streptophyta; Magnoliopsida; Poales; Bromeliaceae
Product: ferritin-4, chloroplastic-like
Exons: 8
Coding region: 71-877 (268 amino acids)
Biological process (GO): intracellular iron ion homeostasis; iron ion transport
Cellular component (GO): cytoplasm
Molecular function (GO): ferrous iron binding; ferric iron binding
Source: RefSeq, a predicted model, not a curated record
GUAUCAUAAGAUCACUCCUCUUUUACCCGCUACCCUUUUCCACUCCACCGCUCUUACUCUCUCCAGCGCCAUGCUACUCAGAUCCUCUUCCUCCGCCCUCUCCCUCCUCCCCCCUCCCUACGACAACUCCUCCUCCGCCUCCGCCGUGGCCAUCGGCGGCGGCGGCGCCGCGCGGAGCUCCGCCGCGAGGAUCCCCGUGCGGCGGCGGAGGGGCGGUUCUCCGGUGGCCAUGGCGACGGGGGGAUCCCGCUCCAAAACCGUCACGGGAGUGGUGUUCGAGCCCUUCGAGGAGGUGAAGCACGAGCUCGCCCUCGUUCCCACCGCCGCCGACAAGUCCCUCGCCCGCCACAAGUACGCCGACGAGUGCGAGAUCGCCAUUAACGAGCAGAUCAAUAUUGAAUACAACGUUUCGUACGUGUAUCACGCGAUGUUCGCCUACUUCGACCGAGAUAAUGUUGCUCUAAAAGGCCUUGCCAAGUUCUUCAAGGAGUCGAGCGAAGAAGAAAGAGGACACGCAGAAAAGCUUAUGAAGUACCAGAAUAAGCGCGGAGGCAGAGUGAAACUCCAGUCUAUUUUGAUGCCGGUUAGUGAAUUCGAUCAUCCGGAGAAAGGAGAUGCAUUAUAUGCAAUGGAGCUUGCCUUGUCUCUUGAGAAGCUGACGAAUGAGAAACUUCUGAAUCUGCAUGGUGUGGCACAGAAAAGCAAGGAUAUUCAGAUGGCAGACUUUGUUGAGACCGAGUACUUGGGGGAACAGGUUGAGGCUAUAAAGAAAAUCUCUGAGUAUGUUGCUCAACUGAGAAGGGUGGGCAAAGGACACGGAGUUUGGCAUUUUGAUCAGAUGCUUCUUCGCGAAGAAGAGGAGGUGGUUGUUGCGUAAAUUAGCAAUAUAUUAGACCUUUUUUUUGCUGGUUCUAGAUUUCUAGUUGUUUAGGGUGCUUUAGUUUCUCUGUCAACUUUACAUCCUCGGGCUUUCUCCUUUUUCCUUGUGUAGCAGAAAACCCGAUAUCUAGUAAAUGCAAUAAGUUGGAUGUGUAUUAUCAUGUGCCUUGUAGCCAACAUAGUAUUGUUUGUUGAACCAUCUCUGUUGCUGAAGUCACCAGGUAUAUAUCAAAUGAAGUGUUAGAGAACUGAUGUAUUCACGAGUA